GGUUCGAGAAUAUUAUAUGACUUUCAAGGUCACACAGGUAGUAACCCAUUUGAACAGUACUCUUUCCAGUUUCCCAGCUGGUUGCCUCAGAUGACUAAGAUUAAACUGACCAUGAUCACAAAGUUAGAGUUGGAGGGAUCCCAAUUCAGCGUCCUUACUUGUAAUCCUGCACUAUCCACCAUGCUUCACUCCUACUCUGAACUCUUGCGUUUAAUGGAUCCCUUGCCUGUAUCCAACAAGCGAAUCUAAGGACUAAAGGAUUGCGUCUGGUCUUUCUACAAAGUCCACCCUUAAUUGCAACUAGACAUCUCAUAGUAAAUGAUGAGCAAUACUGCACAAUAACCCUGAAUUUGUUCUUUUAGCAUCUGACUGUCCACUCUGUGCUUGAAAUCCAAAACGACGUAGUAAAGAAUCUGCAAUAUUUCUCGAAGCAGUGAAAUAAAUAUUCGUAUUCAGAAGGCUUCUUCCCCAAGCCUGGAGUCAAUGAGAUCUAGAUCGUCUCCUCUGCGAACACUGGACUUCUCAAGACGCCUAUUCAGUUGAUUCGUACUCUCUCCUCCUACUGCCCACCCGUCCCUUCGCAGAAUGCCCGAGGACAUCUUUAUCCCUCACAGUCCUCUCUUUUUCAAGAAGCCCUUCUGAGUUCAGUCUGUGCCUCUGUUCCUCUUCAAGUCGAAGCAUCCCAAAGCCCAGUGAAGACACUUCAGAAGGGGUUUAAAAAGUGAGGCCUUCGCGCAGAUGGAACACAUUUCUUUGGGAAACUUCUGUCAUCUGGCCCAGGAAACAGGCCUGGCCCAGGAACGCAGCCGGGCUGCGCCACCUGUCGGGCAGAGGUUUCUUCUGUCCCAACUUUUUCCCGUGUGACGUCACCGCCCGGAGCCAAUCAGCAGUUCUCCGGGCUCUUCCCAAAUCCUAGCCAAGCGAAGGAGACGAAGUGAAGAAGCGCCGAGACUGAGUCCAAAGAUUCUGAUCAGUCCUGAGGUGGAGGGUAAGAAAGAGCGAGAGGCAAAGCGGCUGUGCGCGCGGGGGGGGCCGCGAGGAGCUGGGGCCGGAGGAGGGGGAGAGCGGGGCAGGCCCGCGGUCAGACGCCCGCCGCCAUCACGCCGAGCUCUAUUUCUGUUUGUAAAUUCAUCGAGGUCAAAGUUCCAGUCUCCUACAACCUUGGGAUAACACUACCUGAUAUAAUACAGAAUCAAGUAUAAUGGUAAAUGCAUUUUAGACUCUAAGAGGAUUUUAUUAUUUGAAGUACACCAAAGAUAUCAUUACAACAUUAUUCCACCUGCAACAUAGUUCUGUGACAUGGACUUCAGGGACAGUAUUACAUCAAGACUUGAAUAUAUUUCUUCUGGAUUCCUCUCCCACCUACUUCCUAGUGUGGUGCUCAGUAAACAGAACAACUUUCUUUUUAAAUGUUGUUGACUGAUAAAUGCCUUCAGAGGUAGGUGAAACUGCCAUCCUCUGUCUCACAUCUGAGUAUCAGCUAUUUGUAUUCAUCCUUCACAUUGUAUCACAUUCCCCAUCACUCCUGUGAAGCAGUUUUACCAUCCUCUUCCUCUGAAAUAAACACAAAGGACCUAAACGUUGAAGCCAAUAAUUUUUGCCUGGAAGUAGGGUUUCUGACUGCCUCUGCUCAUCCAUCUUCAAAGUCUAUCAUGCCUACAGCCCUUUGCCCCAGAGUCUUAGCCCCAAAGGAGCGAGAGGAACCCAUUAAAAUGAGGAACCCCCGAGGGCAGGACCCUACCCCACAGGCAGAACCCCCUGGCCCUGAAUCCUUCCGAAGGCUAUUCCGUCGUUUCCGCUACCAGGAAGCUGCUGGUCCCCGAGAGGCUCUAAGACGGCUUCGGGAACUCUGCUGGGGUUGGCUAAGGCCAGAGCAACAUUCCAAGGAGCAAAUUCUAGAGCUCCUAGUGCUGGAGCAGUUCCUGACCAUCCUGCCUGGAAAGAUCCAGAAUUGGGUGCGAGCCCAGGAGCCAGAAAGCAGUGAGCAGGCAGUGGUUGUGGUGGAGGAUUUGGAGACAGAACCUGGGAGACCAUGGCAGUGGCUCCAGCUCUCUGAGGAUCCUGUGGUGAUUGAUGAUGGUGAUGGUUCCCCUGUCCUAGUUCGGGGGCCAGAACAGGAAAGACUCUUAUCAGACACAGCAUCCCCUGUGGCAGCAUCAGAGCCCUCAAACAGCUUGUCAAAGAGACGGGUCUGCCAUCCUCCAUCCCAAGAAGAAGGGCUAGGAAACCCAAACCCAAGAUCAGCAGAGCAACUCAACAGGGGCAUUGAUGAAGGGCUUCCAUUCACAAAAGAAUCAGGGAUGGCUCUCUGGGAGGAGGAGGGAUAUAUUGGGAAAAUACCCCCUGUUUCCCAAGUUCCUUUAUUUCCUGAGGAAGGGAGCUCUGAAGACCAGGAAAAAGUGACCUCACUCCAUCUGUCUCAGAACCAUGUGACUCAGCUCAAGGAUGUGAUCCUGUGUUUCUCUGAGGAAGAGUGGUCUCUUCUGGACCCUGCUCAGACUGGCUUCUAUGGAGAAUUCAUCAUAGAGGAGGACUAUGGAGUCUCUCUCCCCAUGAACUAUCCAGGUCCCCAGCCAGUCCCAGAGAGAAUAAAUGAAUUGCCCAAGGUCAUGCAACUACCAGAUUCCCGGGUAGAAGAGGAUGAGCCAUGUGUCCCGGAAUUCCAGGGCCCCCAGGAUAAGGAGAUCCCCAAAACUACUUGUACAGGAGAUAGCAACAUGAACAAGAAGGAGCUGCCUCAGCAGAAAAAUCUAGGAGAGGAAGUUUCCAUUGAAAUUGUAUUAUCCAGUUCUGGAGAUGAGGAUCCCAAACAGAGCCAGUCCUGUAGAGAAGAUCUUCCAGGCUCCAAGAGGAGGAGACGCAACCCUUCCCUACCCCACAAGAAUAACAUGACUGACUUCAGAGAUGCUGUCCAUUCUCAGGUUGAGACUACAUCAAGGAAACCUUACACAUGCCCUGAAUGUGGGAAGAACUUCCGCUGGAGGGCAAACUUCAUCAGGCAUCUCAAGAGCCGCAAGGAAGAGAAGAAGGUUCAUGAAUGUCCUGUCUGCCGGGAAACAUUUACUGAAAGUGAGGAUCUCAAAGAACACAGGGAGACCCAUGAAACUAAGAAGCCCUACAUAUGUGGUGAGUGUGGGAAAAGUUUCCGCCUCAGCUCCCAUCUUGUCUCCCACAGCAGAAUGCAUGCCCAGGAAAAAGGGCCUGAACUAAGCAAGAAAGAGCAGCAAGGGUCAUCAUCUUCAACUAGUCCAUCAGAAGAAAUUACAAAUUCUAGCACCUUAUUUGGAGAGGAGAAGAGGGAACAAACACAUAAGUGUUGUUUUUGUGGAAAAGCCUUUGAGCAACAUGACCACCUGGUCCAGCACAGCAGCAUUCACACAAAAGAUAAGUCCUUUAAAUGUCGGUACUGUGUCAAAAGUUUCUUGCAUAAGCAUGAUCUCAUUCGACAUCAGCGAGUACAUAUGAAGAGACGCUCUAAGCAAGCUCUGAACUCAUACUAAAUUCCUUUUUACCCCAAUAUGCUGGGAACAUUAGAAAAGAGCCUUAUGUCACUAGGUCACUGUGAUCUCACUAUUGUGACUUUGUUAACAACUGUUACUGAAUUGUGCCACUUUGUGUGCUGAGACUCACACCAACACAGACAUUUCAUUUCUAUUCAUUCAUACACUCACACAGAGACCAUAUAGUUAUUAUUCCUUUACUCUGCAACAGUGCCCGUAUAGCAAUACAGUAUUCAAUAGGCAUACAAAACAUGAGUAAUACAGUCAAUAAGCUUCUCUUCCCCCUCACCCCACCAUUGCCAAAUAAUUGUUACUCAUUUCCCCCCUACAUCCCCUUCAUUUUCAUCAUACUGAUUUGAAAAUGACAUCAAUCCAUUGCUUUGGCAUCUUAUAGAUAAAUUCAGAUAAACCUGGAGGAUCAUUUCUUUCCUGCCCUUAGGAGCUUCUUUCUGGCCUGUAACCCCUUUAAAUUUCAUCUUUCCACUGUACCGCUUUGUUUUUAGUUAGAAGGCUCCAGAGCAUGAGGUAGUACCCAUACCGGAGAUUCUUCUAGUAGUCGUGGCUAGAGGUCAGAAAACACAGGCUUUACUGACAGAACCGACAUAAAGCUGAAGUCUUCUAAUUAAAGUAGAACAACUUUCACUAGACUCUGCUAUCCCUUGAAGCUACCUUCCUCUCCAAAGCACAUCAAGCAAAUCCCCGUGCUAAGCUACUAGAUAGUAUCAGGUACUUGCUGCUCUUUCCCUCUUAUUCCUCAGUGUCAUCAGUGCAAAUGGUAACCUCUCCUUCUGCUUGACCCCCAGUACUUGCAUAUAUAAAUACAACAUGACUCUACAAUCUUUGAGGGAAUUUUAUUUGAUUCCCAAGACUAUUUUGUGGCUAUUCAAGCCUACUGUGUAGAUUAGAAAAACAUUUCAUGUUUGUUAUGUUUUGUCUUCUCACUAGAUACGUGCAUUCUAAAUUUCAUGUGGCCAAGCUACUCUAACUCAUAUUUCCAUCCUGAACACAUCUCUUCUAGUACUUUGCACAUAGAAAGUAUCUCUUGCUUGUUUAUAUUUUGUUUUAAAAAGCCAAAUUUUAAUAUGGGUAGAUAAUUCUUAUCUCCCAUCCAAGAAAAAAGUAGUGUUGAGGGGACAUAAAUAAGGCAUUCACCUAUAAAGCAGAACCUUCUGGAUAAACUCGUGGAUUUGAACUAGUGGUCCAACUAUAAAUCAGGGAAGCUGAGCAAAUUACCACCAACUCAUAGUAUUUAAUGGUCUUGGUAUAACUUAAGCCCAGGAACACUCAACUCUCUCUCUCUCUCUCUCUCUCUCUCUUCUCUCUCUCUCUCUCUCUCUCUCUCUCUCUCUCUCGAGACAUAGGGGUAGGACUAAGCACAAAGAAGGAUGAGUAUGUGGGUAUAUAUGGAUGUGUAUAGCUUAUAAAGCCGCACCUAAAAUACUUUUCAUUUAGAUGUUGGCUGACAUAUUAUUCUCAAGGGAUACUGUAAGGUUCAGAAGGUAGGAACACAUUUUCUCCAUCCCCAUAUAAUUUUCCGAAGCUAGAAAAAAAGUACAUCUUUACUGUUGCUGUAGGGGAGUACAGGUAUUUUAUAUCUAAGUGGGCAUUAGUUGUUUAGUGUUUUGUUUUGAUCCAAAGAGAAAGAUUUCUUUUUGGCAAAUUUUAUUAGUCUAAAGAAAGAAAUUUAAAAUUCAUAUUAUUAAUUAAUCAAUAAAACCAGACAGCAUUGCCAUUACCUAGGAUACAGUCCCUGAUUUAUUCAAAAAGAAGACCUUUGAAAAUUGGAAAAAUGAAAGCAUCAUGCCUUGGUUAUUGAAGGAAGUAAUGCACACUAGUACCCAAAUAACUGAAUGCUCUCCAAGGUACCAAUUUAAGGAUAGAGGGAUUAAAAAUCAUGUUACCUCCGUCUGAUUUUUUGGAGUGUUCCCGAUUACUAUUUUCCAGUGUUAUCCCAUUCGUGCCCCUUGCUCUGGGUCAGAGAAUCUCUUUUUGCAGUUGGGGAACAUCCUCUGGAGAGUAGGUCAAAGGUAACUGAGUUAAAGCUGAGUACAGUGUUUCCCCCUACUUAGAAAAGCAAAACUAGGAGCAGGGAGCAACUUUCUAUGUAAUUUUUCAACAUUUAUUGAAAGUUAAGAUUUAGUGACCUCCCAACUCCCAUUUCCUUGCAGGCUUUUAUUGUUCUUGGGAUCCUUCCACUGAGCUCCAUACCCUCCAAGAACCUUUAAAUAAUAUAGGCUUUAUUCCGACUCCCAGGAAUUAGUCUCCCUAACCCUUCCCAACUAGGAAGGAAAAAAAUAAUUGUCCCAAGGGACAGUUAAAGUGACUUUGUCGGCAGUGGCUUUGAUUUAUGCAGUUGGCAUAAGUGAAAACCUGACUUCUAAUGGUGAAAACAUUGUGAUUCGUACCACACAUGUUAAGAAUUUCCUGAAUUGCUUUAUUUAUAAAAGUACAGGGAAAGGUUUACUCCAGACUAGUGGGUAAUGCACUGGGUCUGGAAUAUUGGUCUCUGUUUGGAAGUUCUGAUGUUGACUAGCUGUGUGACUUUGGCUAAGUCACUUGCCUGUUUCUUUCUCUCUGUAUAUAGGCAUUCUUACUUUAUCAGCUGGGACAGUAUGAAGAUAAAAAUGAAAUUAUAGACAUUAAAGUAUUUCAGUAAGUUAAACAUGAUUAUGCACAGUUUUUAGUAUAUGAACUAAAAUCCAGAGAUUAACUCCUACCCCUACACACAAUCUGCCUCACCCCCAAUAAAGUUAUAAAUCUUUUUUUCCCA
Phascolarctos cinereus (koala) is the source of this 6270-nucleotide messenger RNA. The record is from RefSeq and is a predicted model, not a curated record. Lineage: Eukaryota; Metazoa; Chordata; Mammalia; Diprotodontia; Phascolarctidae.